UUCCCCGACAGCUGCAGCUGGGGCGAGCCAUCGCCCGACCGGGUCGCGACUGUGUCCGUCUACAGCACAGCACGAGGCGACACCAUCAUGUCCCUGAGACAGACACCCGCGUGCCCCCUGCAUCUCUUCCCGCACUUGAUACUGCUGUUCGGGGCAGGGCAGCAGUGUCUCGCGGCCUAUCCGUUGCUCGUGUUCCUGAUCGAUGGGUUCCGAUAUGACUACAUGGAUGACCUGCACGCACUACCCGGAUUUCGCGAGCUCGUGGACAAUGGGGUGAAGGUGGACUACAUGACUCCGGACUUCCCGAGUUUGUCAUAUCCAAAUUACUACUCAUUAAUGACAGGCCGCCAUUGUAACGUUCAUCAGAUGACUGGAAACUACAUGUGGGAUGAAGCCUCCAACAAGGAGUUUCUGAUUGGGACCAAUCUUGACAGCCGGUUGCCUCUUUGGUGGGAUGGAUCAGAGCCAUUAUGGGUCACCCUGCAGAAGCUGGGAAGGAAAGUUUUCAUGUACUACUGGCCUGGCUGCGAGGUGGAGAUUCUUGGUGUCCGUCCAUCAUUUUGUGAGGAAUAUGUCUACAACCCAUCAGAGAAAAACCUCACAGACUCAAUAGAGAAUGCUCUCAACGUCCUGAGAUCAGGCCAAGCAGGCAUGGCAGCAAUAUAUUAUGAGAAAAUAGAUGUGGAGGGCCAUCACUUCGGUCCAGACUCUCAUCAGGUCAGAACAGCUGUGCGGCAACUGGAUCUCGCCAUGCAGACACUCAACAGCAAAAUUAAAGAGAAGAACAUGGUGAACCAGCUGAACAUUGUGCUAUUUUCAGACCACGGUAUGACAAAGAUCCAGUGGAUGGAGAAAGUAAUAGAGCUGGACAAACUUAUCAACAUGUCGGACAUUGUCAAGAUGAUGGACAGAGGACCAGUGGUCAGUCUGUGGCCCAAAGAUAACAAGUAUCAAGAGCUGUAUGCCGCAUUGUCCCAGGUCCCUAACAUGUGUGUCUAUGCCAGACAAGAGAUCCCUGAACGUUUCCAUUUCAAAAGGGGGAAGUUUGUUUCCCCCCUGACACUGGUGGCUGAGCCAGGCUGGUUUAUCGCUGAGAACAAGGCUAAACUCCCAUACUGGAAAAAUGACUCUGGGGAACCCUCAGCAUGGCAAAAUGGCUGGCAUGGUUACGACAAUGAGUUCCUCGACAUGAGAGGUUUCUUCUUGGCGACAGGACCUGACUUCAAGCGGAAUGUUCGGGUGGCUCCAAUUCGAGCGGUGGACGUCUAUAACGUGAUGUGCUGGACGUUAGGAGUGGAACCUUUGCCCAAUAAUGGGUCCUGGUCUCGGGUAGAGUACCUCCUGAGUGGCUCUGAUGAUCCACCCCAGCCUACAACCCUCUGGUCCUGCUGUAUGGGUUUGUUAGUAAUAUUGCUGGCACUAUGGGACUAAAACAUUUCACACUUUAGUGUUUGUGGAAUGUGAUGGUAGCAAGAAAUGAUCUGCUUUAAUUGGUUAUGACAUUAAAUCAUGCAGCAAAUAAUGCAUCUGAAAGGAAGGGAAAGGAAAUUAAACUGACUGAAAAAUUUUACUUUGAAAUGGUUCAAGGACUUUGAGGACCAAGAACUUCAAGGCCUAAAGAAUUUGCCAGGACCUCAUCCCAACUUCCUAAAUGGACUCGGGUAAAAAUAUCAUCCAACAUGCCCACAACACCUGGAAAGCACCUUUUCUUUUCCUUCUCCUGCUCUCCAUGUCUGAUGAAAAUGUGUUUCAGGUGGUAAAUGUCCUGUAAAAAUCUGUGAAAAUGAGCAUUUUCACUGUUUUGGCUUAGUCCAUGUUUUCGUCCUCAAUUUCUCUUGAUAACCAUUUUAUUGUUAGAUUGCAUUAAUUAUGUAUUUAGGGUUUCUUGUGCUUUACAGUUUAUUAUAGAUUUCUGAGUUUCCUGGAAACAAAUAAUUUUAAAGUAAUUACAGGGAAAUAGGAAUAGAACUACUCCAUUAAAACUCAACUUAUCAAUUGAUUAUUUAUCAAUUAUUGGACACAUUCAUCUCCAUAUAUGAUGAAUGUAUGACAGUUUUGCAUGUUCAGCUGACCUGUGACUAAAAACUCUUUAGGUUUCACUAACAAUUAAUCAGUUAAUUUAAAGUGAAUAAUUUAGCAGUCUAGUUUAUAGAGUAUUUCUUUUCAGAUACUGGGUUCUUCUAAAAUCUUGUAAAUUCAGUCUUUUUGAUGGAUGAAUGUAACUAAGAUUCUUGUUUUGAUCUGGUUUUAAAUUCAGCUAUAACAUCUUUGUGUUGCAUCCAGGACCUUGUAUGACACAGUUUUGGAAAAGUUCUAUAAAUAAAUUUGCUUGGAUUCUGAAAA
Messenger RNA from Dicentrarchus labrax (European seabass), 2343 nucleotides. It is a transcript of the gene enpp6, whose product is annotated as ectonucleotide pyrophosphatase/phosphodiesterase 6. The transcript is spliced from 8 exons. The record is from RefSeq and is a predicted model, not a curated record. Lineage: Eukaryota; Metazoa; Chordata; Actinopteri; Moronidae. Bases 88 to 1431 code for a protein of 447 amino acids.